AUAACGAGUAAAGUAGCUUAAAAUUGAUCUAACAAACAUUCAGGUGUAUCAUUUCAUUAUAUUACAUCCUAUAACAAUUUAUUUUAAUAAAGAAUUAGUUAUAUUAUAUAUUAAGUAAUAAGUGCAACAUCGCGUUAAUAGAUGGCAACAUCUAACAUAACCUUACUUUAUUUAUUUACAUUUACAUUGUAUUUUUUUAAUUUUUAAUAACGAUAAUGACACAAUUUUAAUAAAACACUAUAAGAAUUUGUGCGAAAUUUAUCAACCUAAUUAUUUUAACGUUCAUUUUAAACGUAUUUAUUUGAAUUUAAAAAAAAAAAUAAUAAAUAAUUGACAUAACCUCAAAAAUGAAAAUUUUAAUUUUAUUUUUCUUAUUCAAAUCAGCUUUAUCGAGCCGUUUAAAUAUAAUUUUGAUUUUAGCCGAUGAUUUGGGUUGGAACGAUGUAAGCUUCCAUGGAGCGAAUCAAAUUUUCACCCCAAACAUCGAUUCUUUGGCUUACAACGGGAUCGUUUUAAAUCAAUUUUACACCCAAUCGGCUUGUUCCCCAUCACGAGCCGCUUUAUUAACAGGAAAAUAUCCGAUACGAACUGGGUUCCAAGGUUACCCCCUUUUGGGGGGAGAAAACCACCCCUUACCAUUAACAUCACCAACUUUACCGGAAGAAUUAAAAAAAUUAAAUUACAAAACUCAUUUAGUUGGGAAGUGGCAUUUAGGAAGUCCUUGCUUGAAGAACACCCCAAUUGGAAGAGGUUUCGAUACAUUUUUCGGCUACUACAAUGGCUUUAUCGGUUACUUCGACUACAAAAUGGCUCAAAAUGAUUUUUUAGGUUACGAUCUUCAUAAAAACAACGAAACUUGCUAUGAUGCCACAAAUCGAUACAUUUUGGACGUUUUAAACGAAAAAGUAAUUGAAAUUAUUGAAAAUCACAACGAAAAUGAGCCUUUAUUUUUAAUGAUUUCCCACUUGGCACCUCAUGUUGGUGAAAAUGGAACCGAAUUGCCUGUUAAAAAUCAAACGGAAGUUAAUAACAAGUUUAAUUUUAUCGAGGAUGAGGAAAGAAGGAGAUAUGCAGAUAUCGUCCAAACACUGGAUUCGACGAUUUCUGAUACAAUCGUAGCUUUAAAUAGGCGAAAUUUAUUGGAAAAUUCCAUUAUUUUCUUCUUAUCGGACAAUGGAGGCCAAACAUACGGAAUGCACGCUAAUAAAGCAUCGAAUUGGCCGCUAAAAGGGCAAAAAUUUACAAUUUUAAACGGAGGAAUUCGCGUCCCAUGCAUUAUCUAUUCCCCAAAGUUACCCAAAAGCAUCAUUAAGCACGAUUUGGUUCACAUCGUUGAUUUAUUUUCAACGAUUAUUAACAUGGCAGGGGGCGAAUUAAAUGAUUCAUCAAGUUUUGAUUCAAUAAACAUCAAGAAAAAUCUUUUCGAAAACACUCAAAGUUCCAGAAAAGAGUUGUUACUCGAAUUAGAUGAUCACAUGGAUGUCUUUGGGUUCAUAUCCGGAGAUUAUAAAUUGGUUAAAGAUAAUUAUUUGGGGGGAUUUUAUCAUAAUAGAAGCGGAGAAACUGGAAGGGGGGUUAACGACCCGGAUUAUGACUCAAAAUCAGUUUUAAACAGCCCCGUUAAUAAGAUCCUCGAAAGAUUUUCUACAAAAAAUGAGAUUUUAACCGAAAAUAAAAUUAAAGAAAUCAGAAAUAAAUUAGAUUUGGGAAUUUUUAAUAACACCAACGAAUUUAAUUGCUCCAAAACAUGCUUGUUUAAUUUAAAAGAUAAUCCGUUAGAAACUACAAACAUCAUCGAUGAUUUUGAGGAAAUCUCCAAUGAUUUAUGGAGAAAAAUUAAUGAUUUUAAACAAUUCGUGGUACCAAGAGGAGUUCCAACAGUUGAUAUUGCGUCAAACCCCACGUUUUUUAAUGGAACUUGGAGUCCUUGGUUGGAAAAUAAAGGAAAAUGUUAAUAAAAGUACCUGUAUUUAUGAGGAAUGUUGAUCUAAAAAUCCAUUACAUGAUCUUACACACUG
Molecule: messenger RNA, 2018 nt
Organism: Onthophagus taurus
Lineage: Eukaryota; Metazoa; Arthropoda; Insecta; Coleoptera; Scarabaeidae
Product: arylsulfatase J-like
Molecular function (GO): sulfuric ester hydrolase activity
Source: RefSeq, a predicted model, not a curated record